Molecule: messenger RNA, 333 nt
Organism: Rotaria socialis
Lineage: Eukaryota; Metazoa; Rotifera; Eurotatoria; Philodinida; Philodinidae
Source: the annotation of a GenBank genome assembly
AUGAAUACACAUGAGACGAGACGAAACAACAAUGACUCGAUAGUAUAUACUAAAUGGGUACAGAAUGGUGUGACUAUUGCUGGAGGUAACGGGGGUGGGGGUGCCACUAAUCAACUCAGCAUCCCUCAUGGUCUCUUCGUUGAUGAUGAUCAAACAGUGGUUAUUGCUGACUACGAUAAUCAUCGUAUCGUCCAAUGGAAGAGCGGGGAUACAACGAAUGGACAAGUCGUUGCUGGUGGUAAAGGUCUAGGAAAUGGAUUGAAUCAAUUGCAAUAUCCAACUGAUGUGUUAAUUGACAAAGAGACGAAUAGCCUUAUUAUUUGCGAUCAAGGG